AUGUUUGGAUAUGCGGCCUUGGUCUGCUUGGCGGCAGUGCUUUUCUGGCUAGACCCCAUUCUGCGGGUGGUGGCCCCCUCGGUGCUGGAUGCGCCUGUGUUGCGCAAAACGCCACGGCCGCCGAUCAACGAAGCGCUGUUGGCGCUGGAGGACGACUCUGUGGAGACGGAAGACUUGACAUGUCCUGACGACGCUUAUACGGUGCACAUCUUCAGCAAGGCGCCGCUGGUGCUGUACGUCGAGAACUUUCUGUCGCUCGCCGAGCGGCGGCACCUCAUUGAGAUCAGCGCCCCCGUCUAUGAGGCGUCGACGGUGACGCACGACGGCGGCGGGACCGUCCAGCGCAACGCCACGGUGCGCGACUCGGAGGUGGCCGUCGUGCCCCGCACAGACGUGGUGCGCUGCAUCGAGGGACGGGCACGACGCCUGCAGGGCUGGCGCGACGACCUGUGGAUCGAGCGGCUGCGCGUGCAGCGGUACCAGGCGCCGUCGGGGCACUACAGCUACCACUACGACUGGAGCCGAUCAGGAGCGGCGACGGGGGGCUGGGGCCGGGUGUCCAGCCUGAUGGUGUUUGUGGACGACGGGAGCCUGGACGACAGCGUGGGUGGCCGUGAAGCGGUUCCACUGCAAGGCGGCGGGACGGCGUUUCCACGUCUACCGCGGCGCAGCACCGACCGGCGGUGGUGCGCGUAUAUUGGGUGUGGACGCGGGCGUGGUACCGAUACCGACAACACAGGCCACGGCGCGGAUGACGCAGACUCAGACGAUGCCGAACAUACCAGCACGGACAACGCGACAGGCGUCGUCUUUUUGCCGGUGGUCGGCAAUGCUGUAUUCUGGGAGAACUUCCGGCCCGACGGUACAGGCCGAGCGUACGAAGAGACGUGGCACGCCGGACUGCGCGUGCGCCAGGGCGUUAAGGUCGGGUUGAACAUCUGGAGCUGGGGACGAGUGGACUGA
Molecule: messenger RNA, 963 nt
Organism: Sporothrix brasiliensis 5110
Lineage: Eukaryota; Fungi; Ascomycota; Sordariomycetes; Ophiostomatales; Ophiostomataceae
Product: prolyl 4-hydroxylase
Exons: 2
Coding region: 1-963 (320 amino acids)
Biological process (GO): peptidyl-proline hydroxylation to 4-hydroxy-L-proline
Cellular component (GO): endoplasmic reticulum
Molecular function (GO): L-ascorbic acid binding; procollagen-proline 4-dioxygenase activity; iron ion binding
Source: RefSeq, a predicted model, not a curated record